AUGAGCGAUGGUAAAAAAAGAUUAAGUGGGAGUCAAUAUGCAAAAUUGCGAAAAGACAAAGAAUUGAAAAACAAUACGGACUUGGAUAGAACGAAGAAAAUCAACAAGUUUUUUCAGUCGGCGGUCAGUGGAAGUGGAGAUCAAUUGGAAGAACGAAAUGAUACUGAAGAUAAGGCCUCCAUGGAGAUAUUAACAAAAUUGUCUGAUGAAUGUCUCUCAGAAAAUGUGGAGCAAUGUUUCCGUUUAUUUGAUGACCCUGCUUUAUGGCAAGUAAAUAAUGAGAUGCGCGAUUUUGUGGCCAAAUAUGGCUUCAAGCGAAAUGAAAAUAUGGACUUUAGUAAAUCCAAAAAGAAGUACAGUGAUGACAAAAUACGCAGCCUCACACAAAAAGGUUUUAAUGAUUGGAAGAAUGCUUAUAAUGCGCUGAAGGAACAUGAAAAUUCAUUAUCUCAUAGAGACUGCGUACAUGCCUGCAAAACGAGAGGUCGUGCUAUAGCUGGCAAGUAUUCAGGACUUCAGGCGCAAAUCAAGGAAGUCAAUCAUCAAGUUGCAUUUAUACCAUGCUCAGCUCACUCACUUAACCUUGUUGGCACAAAUGCAGCUGAAUCCUGUGCAGAAGCUUGCAAUUUUUUUUGGUUGAUCCAACAUGUUUACAACUUUUUCAGUGCUUCUACUGCCAGGUGGGAAAAUUGUGGGGGUUUUGUUUUAGAAUGUCUGAACAAGUCUAACGUCAAACUUCAAAAAGUAGACAUUGAUCUAUCGACUGUAAUCGAAAAUUACGACUCACUUUUAACGUUGUUCGAAUCACUCAGAGAAAGAUUUGAGGAUUAUGAAAAAAAGGAAAAGUCCUGUCUUUAG
Messenger RNA from Helobdella robusta, 858 nucleotides. RefSeq lists its product as hypothetical. The record is from RefSeq and is a predicted model, not a curated record. NCBI's taxonomy places the organism in Eukaryota, Metazoa, Annelida, Clitellata, Rhynchobdellida, Glossiphoniidae. The coding region runs from base 1 to 858 and encodes 285 amino acids. The transcript is spliced from 5 exons.